Messenger RNA from Microplitis mediator, 2400 nucleotides. RefSeq lists its product as uncharacterized. The transcript has 6 exons. The record is from RefSeq and is a predicted model, not a curated record. Lineage: Eukaryota; Metazoa; Arthropoda; Insecta; Hymenoptera; Braconidae. Bases 96 to 2264 code for a protein of 722 amino acids.
GGUAAGUAAAGAAUGAGCUGAAGAAAUAAAGGAGUAGAGGUGGGAGUCUGCGGGUAUAUUACAUCCCGAUUGCUGGAUGAUGAGCACAGUUCGACAUGGCAAGGAGUAAAAUAAGCAUCGGCCUCGUGGCCCUACUGGUACUUACCGCAAACGCUUAUGAUUUUAGGCAUACGAGAUCCUCGUCAUCGAGCAGUUCCUCGAGUUCAAGCUCGGGUGGAAUCGAUGGCAAAACUCACACGAAGACGGAUACUAAAGUAGAAGGCGGUGGUACUGCUGAUGCUGAUGCUAAGGCAGUAGCUGAUGGUGGUCUGGUAUUUGACGAUGAUAAUUUUGGGUAUGGUCUCAGUGGAGGUCAUGGGGGACAUGGUCUUAAUUCUGGAUACGGAGCAACUGGUGGCCAUGGUGGAGGUGGAGCUGGACAUGGCCUAGUUGGUGGAGGUGGACAUGGACAUGCUGGAGGAGGAGGCUUUGAUCAUGGAUACUCCGGUGGAAGUGGUUAUGAACAUGGACAAGUUGGUGGCGGAGGCCAUGGGCAAUAUGUGGGAGGACAAAGCGGUCAUGGGUAUGCUGGUGGACAGAGCGGAGUUGGUGGACAAUACGGUGGAGUUGGAGGUGGAACUGGUUAUGGAAAUGGUCUGAGUACUGGUGGAGCCGGAGCUAAUGCUGGAGCUGGAGCUAAUGCUGGUGCGACGGCUCAGGCCCAGGCUGGUGCGACUGCGACUGCUGGAGCUUCCGGUGUCGGAGGCGGAUAUGGUAGUCCAGGAUAUGGAGGUGCUGGACAUGGGGCCGGACAUGGAGGCGGAUAUGGAGGUAGUCAAUUUGGAAGUGGUGGUGGUUAUGAAGAGAGUGGUUUUCAUGCUAGUGGUGGUGGUUAUAAGCAUGAAAGUAGUUAUGGAAGUGGUGUAGGAACUGGAGGAGGACCAAUUAUUCUUAAUGGUGGAGACCAUGGAAGUCAUGGUGGAGGUUUUGGUAUUGUCGGUAGUGGCGAUGAAGGCCAUAAAAGUGUUGGUGGAGGUCACGGUGGUUUUGAAGAGCAUGGUAGUAUCGGUGGAGGUCAUGGAGGUUUUGAAGAGCAUGGCAGUGUCGGUGGAGGUCAUGGAGGUUUCGAAGAGCAUGGCAGUGUCGGUGGAGGUCAUGGAGGUUUUGAUACUAUUGGCGGCCAUAAAGGUGUCAGCGGAGGACACGGUAGUUUUGCAGAGCAUGGUAGUUAUUCAGAGCAUGGUAGUAUAGGUGCAGGUCAUGGAGGCCACGGAGGUCAAGAAGUUUUUCUGGGCGGCCACAAAGGCAUUGGUGGAGGACACGGUGGUUUUGAAGAGCAUGGUAGUACUGGCGGCCAUAAAGGCGUUGGUGGAGGUUUAGGAUAUGGAUCUUCUAACACUAAUAUUAAUUCUAUUUCUAACGCUAACGCUCAAGCUCAAGCACAAGCUCAAGCUCAAGCUGGAGCAGGAUCAGGAGCAACUGGUGGUGGAUACAACUCUGGGUACAAUGGUAAUUACGGUACCCAUGGUUCAGGUGGACAUGGCUCAGGUGGAUAUGCUUCAGGUGGACAUGGACAAGGUGGAUAUGCUUCAGGUGGACACGGACAGGGUGGAUAUGCAUCAGGUGGACACGGAUCAGGUGGAUAUGGUCAAGGUACUCACGGUGGUAAUUAUGAUCUUGGUGGUGGUCAUGGAUUGGGACAAAUUGACCCAUGUUUCUCUCCUACUAGUAUCGCUUGUGCUGGAUUUGGUAACACGGGUGGUUACGGAGGAAAUGGCGGCUAUGGAAGUCAUGGCGGUGCUGGUGGACAGCACGGCGGUUCCGGUGGUGGAUACUAUCAAGGAGCUGGUGGACAACACGGCGGCUCAGGUUAUGGCGGUGGAGCAGCAAACGCAAAUGCCCUAGCCAAUGCUAAUGCCAACGCCAAUGCGAAUGCCAAUGCCGUCGCAAAUGCACAGGCUACUGCUGGAGGGGGUGCAACUGCCAAUGCUGUUGCCAACGCCAAUGCAAACGCACUUGCCUCUGGUCAGGGUAAUGCCUACGGAGGUGGUUAUGGAAACGGUUACGACAACGGCUACGGACACGGUUAUGGAAACAACAACGGAUUCGACAUAUUCUCGCGUGUCGGAGAAGAUGCGGACGGUGAAAAAGGAGGCAACAAGACUCCGGAAGUAAAUAAAUCUGGAACUGUUGACAAUGCCAAGGGAGUCUACAGCAGCAGCUCAUCUAAAGUUGAUGACAAAGGCAAGGGUACUUAUCAUGUCGAAGCUGGAAAAAUUAAUUGAUUUUAUAAAUUGAUUAAUUAAUUGAUAGCGUAUUAUUUAAAUCUCAGUAUCUAUAAGUUUAUAAAUAAUAAGUUAAUGAAAGAAAAACUAGUUUGUAAUUUAAAGAGAACAAAAUAUUAAAUAAAUACAUACGUUU